Molecule: messenger RNA, 889 nt
Organism: Prorocentrum cordatum
Lineage: Eukaryota; Dinophyceae; Prorocentrales; Prorocentraceae
Source: the annotation of a GenBank genome assembly
CGCAAGGUUGAGCGUGUCACUGACAGGCAGUUCUUGACCCACAAUUCGAGCAGGAGAGACCGUGUCCGAGAGAGGGCGCAACGCGGCCAAGCAGCGGUUGGACCGCGGCCGUCUCGCCGCCAUGGAGUAUAGAGCCAGCCAGCAAGGGCAGGGGUUCUCGCACGCCGAAGACCUGGAAGAGAUCGAGCAGCAGGUGGAGGAUAAGAUUCAGAUCGCCAUCGCCAAGGGGGAGCUGGACAACCUGGACGGCAAGGGCGUGCCCCUCCGCCGCCUGGAGAGCAGCGACGACAACCCGUUCCUGGACCGCGGCGACCGCAUAGGCUUCGACCUGCUGCAGAAGCACGGCUUCGCGCCGGAGUGGAUCGAGCAGCAGAAGGGCAUCCGGCGCCGCCACCGGGAGUCGCGGCGCUCCCUGGCCGCCGCGUGGCUGGCGUGCGGCGAGGAGCCGUCGAUGCGCUGGCUUGCUCACAAGGACGCCUUCAGGGAGGAACUGGCGGCGCUCAACCGGGCCGUGCGGGACUACAACCUGAUUUGCCCGGCGUCCUCGCAGCUGCCCCUCUUCGACCUCGCCGGCGAGGUCCGGGCCGUGCGACAGGGCGCUCGCGAGGUGCUCGGCGACCUGGCGCCCGGGACGAGCCCGGCGCCAGCCUCGGAGGAGGGCGGGGCGAGGCCACCGCAGCUGCCCGUCGGGGGCCCCUCGUCGCCGCGGCGGGACGCAGCUCGUCGAAGGAGAGACGAAGCGGCACCGACCGAAACGCGUGGCGCUCCGUGCGGAUUGUGCCCCCUGGUGUCGCCUCCGGCGCGGCCCCUGGCGCGCUCCGAGCGCAGAUCCAAGAAAUCCGCGCGGAGCGCCAAAAGUUUCUGUUCAUGCAGUGUUUUUGUUAGGUAG